CUGAAAUGUUGAUAAAAUCUUUGUUAGCUUGUCGCAUUAAUCACUCUUUCCCCAUUUGAGGGCUUUCUUUGAGGAACUGAGUUGUUAUUUAUACUUGAGUAAUGAAAAAGAAGAAAAAGUCUCCAGUCGAAAAUAUAUACGAAAUAAGAUUUUAUCGGUCCAAACCAUUUUUUGCCAACGAAACAGUUUCGGGUCAAGUUGUUUGCUUAAUUCAGAGUAAGACUGACAUCAAGUAUAUGAGGUGUAGCGUUUCUUGUGUCUUAAUAUCCAAGCUUUCUAUUUACGGAGGAGAGGAUACCAUUUACAGGGAAUCAAAAACUUUAGCUCGGAACUAUGUCUUUGAUCUUGGAAAACAUAGAUUUGAAUUUAAUUUUACCUUACCGGAAAAAUUGUUACCACCUAGUCUAUUUCUUUCAAGAAAAUUUUUCUGUCAUUGGAUGGUAACUCUCAAAAUAUAUCAAGGAAAGCCGGGAACCGCGUCUAAUAUUCCUCGCAUUGUUGCUCAAAGACGAUUUCACAAAGGAAUAUUAUAUUACCCCAAUACGAGCAUUGUUCCGAAAAGCAUUGUUUUAAAGAAAUUCUCGUUCUUUCCUUUCUUAAGGGGAGACUUUUAUUUACAAGCGAAACUCGAAAGAAACGUUUAUUAUAGAGGAGAAGGCAUACCUGUAUUUAUAGAAAUAUCAAACAAUACGAACAGGAAAAUAAGAGAAAUUUUAGUUCAGGCCAUUCAAAAAUUUAAAUUUACUGUAGAAGGAUCUGAUCUUUUGGGUUCAAAUGUUGUGGUAGAUUCGGUACUUAUUCCUUCUUGUAAAAAGUUUAAAAAGAGCAGUCGCAGCCUUUCAUUAUUACGAAGAACUCGUGAAGAUGACAAAGCGUCUUAUUCAGAAAAGUCUGUCGCCAUAAGAGAGCACUCCAACCAUUCUGGAAGGACUCAAAAGAAGUCUGUGGAGACAGCUGAUUAUAAAGAGGAUUCCGUCUUCGUUAAUAACUUUUAUAAUUUCUUUAAGAGAUGCCGAUUGGGUCUUACGAAUAUACGUUCCUAUUUUGCAAAGAAAAAGAAAAACACGUCGCGCUGCAACUCGUAUAGCUCUGAAUUAUCACAGGCACAGCAGCAAAGCUCUUUAGGGCCUGAGCAACAGCGUAAAUUCUCUUUUAAAAACAAAAAGGGGAUACGCCAAUUUUUCUUCAAGGCUGUGAUUCUUCCCAGAGUGACGGAGAGUAAAGGCUACUUUCCCGUAGCAGUCCCUUCAUAUAUUACUGAUUUAAAACAAGACAACUUUUCUGAUAUGGAAGAGUCAUCUUCUAGUAAAGAAGCAAUUACCAGUUUAAACUCCUCCUUCUACGCCGACCGCCCGCCCCGCCGCGUGACAGGGAGGCGAUCAAGUGCACUUCAAGAGGGCCAGCUUCCUACCAAUAAUCCGUGGAGGGAACUCCUAAUAAUUCUGCAAAGUUCCGGAAAAUGUGGAAGCCAAUUAAACAAUGACCCUUUUCAAAAGAAGUGCGAUUGCCUGCGCCCAAUAUACCAUCCGCCUUCUUUCGAGUUUUAUGAUGAUUUCGGGACUUUACUAGCCUUGCGGUACUUUAUAACUGUCUCAGUUAAAUUCUUUGGCGGCUCACUUACUGUGGAACUUCCCUUUAAUUAUUCCGACGUUCCUGAGUAUGGCGAAUUGGAGCCAGAACGGAACUACGCUGAAGCUACUUCAGCCAAUACCGUUGUAAGAUCUUUGGUCGAUCGUACACAUGUUUCUGAGACGCCCAAUGAGCUGCCUCCGAGUUUUACGAAUCUGAAGGAAAAAUCAUUGGAGCGCGUGGCAAGCAUACAUGCAGAGCGCAGCCGAGAAGGGACCGCCAGCAUAUAACAGCGUGAAAAGCUUUGAGAAUUUGUUAUUACGUUGAGGCCAUCAUUGCUUUCUUAUAUGAAUAGUUUAAUAAGUUUCGAGAAAAGUUACACCACAAUUUUGAUACUCCACUCACUAGUAGCAAUAACAACAGCAACAACAAUUAACUUUUUUUAAAGUAACAGGAUAGUAUUAUGAUGACAGUGCUUUACACUAAUACGUUAUGACUUUGCAGAAUCUCAAUAAAUGUA
Zophobas morio is the source of this 2089-nucleotide messenger RNA. RefSeq lists its product as uncharacterized. The coding region runs from base 102 to 1859 and encodes 585 amino acids. The transcript is spliced from 13 exons. Gene Ontology annotation, cellular component: cytoplasm. The record is from RefSeq and is a predicted model, not a curated record. NCBI's taxonomy places the organism in Eukaryota, Metazoa, Arthropoda, Insecta, Coleoptera, Tenebrionidae. Gene Ontology annotation, biological process: protein transport.